ACUGGGUCAACCCCCCACUGACACCUUAAUGUGGGCUUAAUGAUGACACGAUGCCCACGUCUCCCAAAGAAUUCACACCUGUAUUCAUGUAAACUCGGCCACACCCACCUUGAUUCAGACCCUGAAACCUGUGAGCCUAACAGCGAAUACAGGGACAGUCAACAACUCUUAGGACCGCCUUGAAUCCCAGUGGAGGUUAAAUACCUGGCUCUCUCCAGCAAACUUUAGAUCUGGACUCCAGUUUUCUUCACUUGCUGUUCCUCUGCAGGCUGAUUUAGCUGAACUCAAGAAGAUUUUUGAAGCUCUCAACACAAGAUUAGGUGAAUACUGGGCCAACCAUCGCAGGACUAUGAACUCUCCUCACUGGACUCCUCACUGGACUCCUCACUGGACUCCUCACUGGUCUCCUCAGUGGACUCCUGGGGGACUGGAGCCCUCCAUGAACUCAUAUCUGAUUCCAAACCUCCACCAAGAUGUGGGAAUGAACACACAGGAGCUGGCUGUGACCGUUCCUAAGCCUGUGCACGUAAAGAAGGGGAUGUUUUCUGCGCUGCACAGUAAAGUUUCAGAAGCUGGCAUCCCGGUCACUGCAACACAUUUUGACCUGCAGCGGGAAAUGCUCUGGAUGGGAAACUACACGGGUCAUGUACAAUCCUUCCUUGGACCUACAAUGGCACACUACUCUUCUUUCCAAGUGCACGCAACUGAUGCCAUCAGACACAUGCAGAGUUUGGACACAGGCGUGCUCUUCCUUUCUAAAUGCAACCUCAGAUGUUACACUUGUGGAGGCCUGGUCAUGUCUGAUUAUUGGAUGGAAGAAGGAGCUGAUAUGCACAGUCUCCUCAUGACUGAUAACAUGCUGCUCAUGGGGGGAUUACAAAACUAUGUGGCUGAAGUUGACUUGAAUACACUUCAAGAAACUCAAAAAGUGACCCUUCGAGACUUGCAUACAUUUAGGACACAAAAGUUUGAUGCAUUUCCUGGCGGCCUGUCAGACUUUGAUGUUCACGGAAACCUCUUGGCUGUGAGUGGGUUCUCCAGCCGAGGGCCGAAUGAACGUUUCCUCAUGGUGUAUGACCUCCGCAGGAUGCGAGCUGCAACCCCCCUUUGGGUGCAUGUGGAUCCCUUCUUCGUGCGCUUCAUUCCUACCUACACGUCACGGCUCGCAAUCAUCUCACAGACAGGUAUGAAGCUGGCCUGGAAUCAUAACCUGUGGCCCUGCUCUCCCAUCCCCACUGUCCAGGCUACACCCAGCUCAAGAUGGGCUCCUGGGAUGGAGCCAGAAAUCCCACAAACUAUUGAAAGUGUUGGCUUCAACAGUUAUGUGGAAAAUCCUUACGCCUGCCCCUGUAACCAGGUCCCUGCCAACGAAGAAGGGACACCUGGUCAUGGUUAUUACAACCAUGUCCCUGAAUCUCCAACACAGAGUGAUGAAGAGCCGCUCCUUCACACUGUUCCAGAAAAGUACAGAAAGGUGACAAUUAAAUACUCUAAAUGUGGACGGGAAGAUUUUGACUUCAAACAUUACAACAGGACGUUGUUUGCUGGCCUGGAGCCGCAGAUUCCCAACGCCUACUGUAACUGCAUGAUCCAGGUGUUAUACUUCCUGGAGCCAGUUCGCUGCCUUGUUCAGAAUCAUUCGUGCCACAAGGAGUUUUGUUUGGCUUGUGAACUCGGCUUCCUCUUUCACAUGUUGGAUUUGUCACAAGGAGAUCCAUGUCAGGCCAGCAACUUCCUCAGAGCACUUCGAAACAUCCCUGAAGCCAAAGAGAUGGGCCUGAUCCUCUCAAACUGUGAGGAGACAACGGGAACAGUCGAGCUAGGUUCCCAAAGAUCAAGUUAUCGACACUGUCCACCUCUUCCGAUUGCCCUACAAGAGGAUGAUUUCUCUGAAAUUCCUUGCUUGGUAUUUUCUUGGCCUCAACAUCCAGGGAGAAACCCACGACAGCACGGAGGACUCAUGCACGGCCCUGAAGCUUUACAGGAAGUACCUGGAGCUGUAUCAGGAAGGAGGGAAUCAUUACAUGACGAAGGUGCUCUACGAAGUCUACGACAAAGGCUUCCAGCUGAACUGGAAAGUCCCGGAUUUGGAUGCGAGAUAGUCCGUCUGAGUGGACUGAAUGCACUCUCCUUCCAUCCACAGGUGCUGCUGUGCUUCCCUCUGGGACUGUGAGCAACACCAUGACCUGAAGAUGCUCGGGCUGCUUAUUCUGUAUCAUAUUUUAUAGUUAUUUGCUUUGAGUCAGUGACUCAGUUGUUUUUAUCAUAUCUAAAUGUAAGCUUUUUAUAUCAGAGAGGUUUA
Molecule: messenger RNA, 2302 nt
Organism: Oreochromis niloticus (Nile tilapia)
Lineage: Eukaryota; Metazoa; Chordata; Actinopteri; Cichliformes; Cichlidae
Product: PAN2-PAN3 deadenylation complex catalytic subunit PAN2
Exons: 11
Coding region: 350-2173 (607 amino acids)
Biological process (GO): nuclear-transcribed mRNA poly(A) tail shortening
Cellular component (GO): P-body; PAN complex
Molecular function (GO): poly(A)-specific ribonuclease activity; protein binding
Source: RefSeq, a predicted model, not a curated record